ACAAUAAUGUAGGUUAGCUACCUUUCGCCCUUCGCCACUGUCUCAAUAAUAACAUAAUAAGUGUGCCCGUUUUUGUCUAAAUUGUCAAACACAAACGAUGUUUACGUUAAGAGAACACGUUUUACGACCCAUGACGUCAUCACAAUCUCCGUGGUUAACCGCCGCCUACUACAACAGUGGAACAAGCUUUAAUAUUUUAUACAUAUAUGUUUAAAUUAAAUUAAUUUAUUUGUUACUAGUCUCCGCACAGAUCAUGAGCAAAAAAGGGUCAGAUGAACCAACUAGAUUUUUCAAGUUCUUGCGGCCACGAUUCAAAGAGAAGAGGAAACAAACACGUCAAGCCGAGGACCAAACAGCUGGAUCUAUUUUGGGUAUCUCAACUCCUCAAAGAGGAUCGUCUCUUGGUUUAGAAACUUCCGCAGAAAACUGCAUCGCCGAACCUAUGUCAGCGUUGAAAGACGAGGUGGACCGGAUGAGUUCGAUGUUCAGCAAGACACAGGAGGUGCUGGAGGCGAUGAACGUUCAGUUCGGCCAGGUACAGCGCUCCCUGGCGGACAUCAGCAGCCAGCUGCAGGAGUUCCGAGACGCCCUGCCCAACAAGGACUCGCUGUCUGGCGAGGCGGAGCUGUCGCUGGAGCGCGUGGACGCCUACCGCAACAAGUACCUGAGGAGGAUGCUGGAGCUUCAGCGCGAGAAGAGCGCGGUGUUCGCCAACAUCCUGGCCCCGUACAAGAAGAACCAGGCCGACCUCGAGCGGCUGAUCGGCCUCUGCAAGGACGUGCAGGGCCAGCUGCAGCACAAGUCGCACGAGAACGCAGAGCUGGAGUCCAUGUCGAGCAAGUAUGAAGAUGAAAACGAAAACCUCAUAGCUGGUAUACGUCGUCUUCGAAGUGAAAACUGGGAUCUUGAACUUUAUUUAAAUAGUCAAGCGGAGCGGAUCAGUCGGUCGUACAGGUGCACGUGCAUUGACGAUGACACUGACAAUGCAGAAUGUAAUGACUCACUGUCCCAAGCUGCAGACCAAGAUACAAGUGAACUGGAGUCAAACAUCAGCGCCAGCGUAGAGUCAUCGUGUACGGACUGAACUCGGGCAAUGUAACACGCGAAAACCAUUGGAAAAACAAAAACACUGAUUAAAUGCAGUACAAUCAUGUGGUUUAUAAUCUUAUGGUAUAUGCUUCUGUCAUUAACAUUUCACUUUAUGUUUAAUUAGUGGCAGCCUUCAGAAAGUAUUAACAUCACCUUUAUUAGAGUUAAGACCCUUUCAUUAUGACAUAAAUAAAAAUAGUCCAUUAGUCUGGAAGAGUUCAUUUUGAAUACUGUGGUAGUUAUAACAUGGCACUGUUAAAUGUCAGGUUGGUAGAAGAAGACGAAGAAGAAAUUACAUUACACAUUCGCAUUAUAUAUAAAAACACAUAUAUCACAAACUGACGUUUAUAGCAAAGAUACGUUUAUUUUUAUACAUUUUUGUCUUUGAAGAUCAUUUCUAGUUAAGGAAAAACAACGUAUUUAUUACAACAUUUUAAUUAUAUAAUUCUUUUGUUUGUAUGUAUAUAUGUAUGUGAGUUUGUAUGUUUGUGUAUAUGUACCCAAUUUGUAACAUGGUAGAAUAAAACAUUAAAAACAAA
Messenger RNA from Gigantopelta aegis, 1628 nucleotides. RefSeq lists its product as uncharacterized. Bases 254 to 1084 code for a protein of 276 amino acids. The record is from RefSeq and is a predicted model, not a curated record. NCBI's taxonomy places the organism in Eukaryota, Metazoa, Mollusca, Gastropoda, Neomphalida, Peltospiridae. The transcript is spliced from 7 exons.